GGCACCAUCUUACUGCAGAAUGGGUCUCUUCCGUAAAGUGUUUAUGGCGGCUGCUGGAAUUCAUGAGGAGCCCAAGAAAGGAUCGCCUGAAUGGAAAAGGGAAAAUCUUUCUGCGGAUCAACUGCUGCGAACUGCGGAUAAUGAGAACCGUUUCAGCGGGAUACCAGCAAUUCCGAGCGAUAUCGGCUAUAGCAGCGGCAAAGAGACUGGUGGCCUCAAAAAGACUGGAGUUAUCUCGCAAGCAACCAGCAAUCCUGGCGUUAUUUUGGGCAUGGCACUCACCACUUUGGCCCUUUUGGGAAUGUUCAGAUCUUCAUUUGUUGGUGACAAGAUGAAAACUCAGAAAUAUAUGCAGUACCGAAUCAUUGCACAGUUCUUUACUGUGACUGCACUCGUUGCUGGAGUAACGCUCUUUGGAGUCAACUAUGAAGAUGAGGAACACAAGAAACACAAGGAAGGAGUAGUGAGGCAGAGUCCUGAACCCCCAAAUGAAGUCAGACAUUGAUCAUAAAUAGUCUUCUUAGAAUAAUCAAUUUUGAAAUAGCUUGGAUCAAGCUCACCAAGCUCUUGGAUUGCUCUAGAAUUUUUAUCUUGACACUACUCGGAAAUUCUUUCGGUCACUCCAUUGAUACCUCUUUUGGGUUUUGCGAUGAUCGUUAACCUCGGUUUUGUCUGCCUUUUUAGUUGUAGUAGAAAAAAGUCAGCUUGUACGUGUAGUUAUGUGAUUUGCUAGCAUAUAACAUUGCAUAUUCCUGUAGAGCCGCAAGUGUCCUGAUCGACUUUGUUGUUGGUACUGAUGAGGUUUUUGACGGUCUGUCUAGCAUUUGUAUUUUACAAUUCGGUUUAUAAAAUUUUU
Messenger RNA from Cylicocyclus nassatus, 856 nucleotides. The record is from the annotation of a GenBank genome assembly. NCBI's taxonomy places the organism in Eukaryota, Metazoa, Nematoda, Chromadorea, Rhabditida, Strongylidae.